GUUCCGCUGUGCGCCUGCGCUGUACAUUGAAGGUUGCGCGCGGGAUUAAACGAGGAAAAGGACCAGAGAAAUACGUUUGGCUACAUACAUUACUGCACGUAACAUUUUACGCCUUACUUUAAUAAGUUAAGCAAACAGCGGAAGCAUGUGGAAUCAGGGAGGGUACAGUGAGUCCAGUAUGGCUGGGGGCUACACUCAGUCUCCAGGAGGAUUUGCAUCACCUGCCUUAUCCCAGGGGGGAGAGAAAAAGGGGAGAACACGUGCCAACCAAAUAAUCCCCUGCACAGUGUCUCAGCUAAUGUCUGCUUCCCAAGCCGAUGAGUCAUUCAGAGUAGGAGAUGUGGAUGUUGCCCAGGUCACCAUUGUGGGGGUCAUCAGAAGCACAGAUAAAUCCAUGACCAACAUCCAGUACAAGGUUGAUGACAUGACAGGCGCUCCCAUGGAUGUGAAGCAAUGGGUAGACACAGAGGACCAAAGUGUGGACAGCACUGUCCUUCCCCCAGGAACAUAUGUCAAAGUAUCUGGAAAUCUGCGCUCUUUUCAGAACCACAGGUCUGUUGUGGCAUUCAGCGUCAGGCCCCUGGAGGAUAUGAAUGAAAUCACCUCUCAUAUGUUAGAGGUUGUCCAAGCACACAUGGCACUCAGCAAGCCUCAAACUAUGUCGGCUGCCGGAGGAGGAAUGAGCAGUAGUGCCAUGCCCAUGUCACGACCCACCAUGGGAGGCAUGGAUGGGAAUGUAGGAGGCUAUGCAGGUGCCAACGACAUGACCAACAAUGGGUUAAGUGCAAACCAGAAUCAGGUGCUGUGUUUGAUAAGAAGCUGUCCAGAACCGCAGGGUAUUAGCAUUCAAGAACUAAAGAAGAGACUCGGCAGCAUGAGUAUUGCUGUGAUCAAACAAGCUGUGGAGUUCCUUAGCAACGAAGGUCAUAUCUUUUCCACCAUCGACGAAGAUCACUACAAAUCAACUGACAGUGAUGACUAGACUAAUUCAUCUUGUUACCAUCAGUGGGGUUACGUAUUUGAAAUAAUUGGUACAUCAUUUAUUACCGAAAGCUAUCACAUAAGUAACAACCUCCCUGAGUCUAUAAUGCCACAGAGCUGUGCGAAAUGCUGCAAGUCUGUCGGCACUGUGGUCUAUGUUUGUUGAAGAACACGUGGUUUACAAAUGGUGAAACUCAAGGUUUACACAUCCUGUAUUCCUGAUGUUGCUUCAGCCAUUUCGCCCGAAAAAGUUUCUGUCACUGAGAUUAUUGUUGGCAGUUACUACUUUCUUUCUGUUUAUGUAUCUUUCUUCUUCUGUAAAACA
This is a messenger RNA of Pundamilia nyererei, 1306 nucleotides long. It is a transcript of the gene rpa2, whose product is annotated as replication protein A2. Gene Ontology annotation, biological process: DNA replication; double-strand break repair via homologous recombination; nucleotide-excision repair. Bases 146 to 982 code for a protein of 278 amino acids. Lineage: Eukaryota; Metazoa; Chordata; Actinopteri; Cichliformes; Cichlidae. The transcript has 9 exons. The record is from RefSeq and is a predicted model, not a curated record. Gene Ontology annotation, molecular function: single-stranded DNA binding. Gene Ontology annotation, cellular component: chromosome, telomeric region; nucleus; site of double-strand break.